Molecule: messenger RNA, 784 nt
Organism: Linderina pennispora
Lineage: Eukaryota; Fungi; Kickxellomycota; Kickxellomycetes; Kickxellales; Kickxellaceae
Exons: 1
Coding region: 44-535 (163 amino acids)
Source: RefSeq, a predicted model, not a curated record
CAGGUCUGUAGAUAGCAGCUAAAAAAAAAAAGCAUGCACCAUUAUGUUGGGCAAAAGGUGGAUUCCAAACGUUGCCCCACCGCGGAGGGGUUUCUGCAGCUGUCAACUUUCCGCCAUAUGUUUCCGCCAUGUCCCUCUACCGGUGAUCCGCGCUCUGUGGUUCUGCAUCCCCCCCCCACAGUUCCAUGCUGCAGUAAUCGAAAUUGAAUACAACACUAAAAGGAGCGGUCGGGCGCAGUGGAAAAGAGACAGGUGCGCAUACGCCGUCUCACAGCUGUGCACCCCCCAUCCCUUCCUACGUGCGGGCAGGGAAUGUCAUGGGUUUACUGACACCAUGGCUGACCUUCUCUUCCUGCGACCGCUCACGAUGCGUGACAUAAUAAAUUGCCAAUUACUGAUACCGCACUUUGAAGUGGUGGAUGGCACCCUGAUUUGUCUGACAUUCCUCUUAUUGCCCUUUGAUGAUUAUUGCCCUCUCUGUAUAGAGCCCACCACUGUAGUGGAUUCCAGGACAUUGAUGGCCGGCGAAUUUUAGAGUGGAGCUACUCUGAAGCUCUGGUAUAAAAGCCAGUCUCGACGGUGUGAGCCCAUCCUGCUCCCUUUCCUCUCAAUUUUGCAUCCAUAGCAUCUACUCAACACCAACCGGACUUCCGAUGGUCAUGAUCCAAGUAGCUAGCUCCGCUAUUCUGGAUGCCUUCCAGCAAAAUCAGAUCCUCUUGCAUCUUCCACCCGCCAUGCAGGGCCGAUCCAGGGACAAGCCUCCAUCUCUCAUGGGAUUGUCGAU